Messenger RNA from Recurvomyces mirabilis, 2919 nucleotides. RefSeq names its product Vacuolar protein sorting-associated protein 11 (gene VPS11). Gene Ontology annotation, cellular component: HOPS complex; endosome. Gene Ontology annotation, biological process: organelle fusion; vacuole organization; intracellular protein transport. The transcript has 3 exons. Gene Ontology annotation, molecular function: protein binding; protein-macromolecule adaptor activity. The record is from RefSeq and is a predicted model, not a curated record. Bases 1 to 2919 code for a protein of 972 amino acids. NCBI's taxonomy places the organism in Eukaryota, Fungi, Ascomycota, Dothideomycetes, Mycosphaerellales, Teratosphaeriaceae.
AUGGCCUUAACAUCAUGGAAGAGCUUCCGCUUCUUCGAUGUCUCCGCUGUUCGACUCCCGACUGGCGAUGGCUCGAUACCGCUUGACCAAGGUAAUGUAAGCGCGAUAGCCGCCGGCGCGAAUGAUAUCCUAGUCGGCACACCAGGUGGCGUUGUCCACCUACUUGACAAGUCCUUCAAGUUAUCCCGAUCAUGGAAAGCCCACGACGCAGGCAGUGUCACGCACGUGAAGCAGAUAAACGACACAUCCUAUCUACUCACACUCGCUGAAGACCUGUCACAUGAACCCGAACUACGCGUGUGGAGCCUCGAGCAGACUGAGAAGAAGACUGGUUACCCGAAGUGCCUCUCUUCAAUUACCGUGCAGAAUGGCAGGAAGAGCUUCCCUGUCACCGGCUUCGCGGUUACUGGCGAUGUCGCUCAGCUAGCUGUAGGCUUCGCUAAUGGUGCGGUGACGAUUGUGCGAGGCGACUUCAUCCAUGAUCGAGGCACGAAGCAAAGGACUGUCUUCGAGUCGCAGGAGCCUAUCACUGGCCUUGAAUUCCGAGAAGCUGCCUCUACUGCUCUAUACAUCGCCACGACUUCUCAUAUCCGAUCACUGCCCAUUUCUGGCAAGGCGCAAGGUACUCCUGCUCGCACACUCGACGAACAUGGCUGUGGUGUUGGCUGCAUGACCAUGGAUCCGCAACGGAACGAGAUCAUUGUGGCGAGGGAUGACGCUAUCUACACAUAUGAUGGCCGUGGGAAGCCGGUGGCGCAUGCUUACGAGGGCUCGAAGAAGCUCGUUGGUGUGAGUAAAGAUUACGUUCUCGUCGUCUCACCACCGAAGAGCAACUCUGCUGCUUCUGCAAUGUUGCGCACUUUCGGCGGAGCUCAGGCUGAGGACAUACUCAACUCAAGCACGCUGACGAUCCUCAAUACCGACUUCAGGUUUAUCGCGCACUCAGAGUCUAUAUCGAACCAGGUCAACAGCAUCGUCAGUAUUUGGGGCGACAUCUUUCUGCUCACUAUAGAUGGCAAGCUGUAUCGGUAUCAUGAGAAGACGUUUCAGCAGAAGCUCGAGGUACUGUACCGACUCAAUUUGUAUCGGCUGGCGAUCAGCUUAGCGCAGAAGUCUCAGGUGGAUGCCGUCCAGCAAAAUGUCAUCUUCAGGCGUUUUGGAGACUACCUGUAUCAGAAAGGCGACUACGAUACUGCGAUGCAACAGUACUUACGAGCUAUCGAGAACACGGAGCCGUCACAGAUUAUUCGCAAGUUCUUGGACAAUCAGCACUUGCGGAACCUGAUUGAGUACCUGGAAGCGCUGCACGAGGAAGGCAAAGCUACCUCGGAUCACACUACGCUUCUACUCAACUGCUAUGCAAAGCUCAAGGAUGUUGAUAAGCUUGAAGCGUUCAUCAAGCAGCCCGGAGAGCUGAAGUUCGACCUCGACACUGCGAUUAUCAUGUGUCGGCAAGGGGGCUAUUACGACCAGGCUGCAUUCCUCGCACGAAGACACAAUGAGCAUGGCCUGGUUGUUGAUAUCUUGAUCGAAGACUUGAAAAAAUAUGCGGAAGCUAUGGCAUACAUUGUCCGAUUGGAUCCGAAGGAUGCAUAUCAGAACUUUGUGAAGUAUGGCACUGUUCUGCUGGGGCACUGCCCGAUCGAGGCGACGCAUCUGUUCAUUGACUACUUUACUGGCCAAUAUCGGCCGAAGAAAGACGUGGUCAUUGAGCAAGAAGCGCCUCCAGAGCAAGAGAGCAGUACAGGCUUCACUAAUGUCGCACGAUCUGCCGUGCAAAAUCUGGCAGCUUUGAUCCCUCUGCCAAGCAUGAGUAUGUCUACAGCACAGACCAAUGGAACGAGCGGAAAUGUCACUCAAACACAGGUCGUGGAGACGACACAGCCUGGCGAAUACAUUGAGUAUGAGGUGCCGAAGCCUCGAGUCGCCUUCUCCUCAUUCGUAGACCAUCCGGAUGAGUUUGUGACAUUCCUGGAAGCUUUGAUCGACAGCGAAGACCUGCAAGAUGACCGCAAGACCGAUUUGUACACGACGUUGUUCGAGAUCUACUUGCAUCAAGCCAGCAACACCCGAGCAGAGGAGAAGACAGAGUGGGAGCGCAAGGCACGACAAUUGAUCGAGUCGAAGAGUGUACCCAUCGACACGUCGAAUGUGCUACUAUUAUCUGAUCUCGAGAAGUUCAGGGAUGGUACAGUCCUGGUUAGUGAGAGACAAGGACUGCGCUUUGACGUCUUCCGCUCGUACACUGCCGCGCGAGAUACCCGAGGCGCUAUUCGAGCACUACAUAAGUAUGGUCCAGAAGAGCCGCAGCUGUAUCCUGCUGCGCUAGCCUACCUGACCAGCUCGCCACAGAUACUCGAUGAGGCUGGCAGCGAAGUCGAGGCGGUACUCAAGAAGAUUGACGAAGAUGGUUUGAUGGCGCCGCUGCAGGUCAUACAAACUCUUAGCACGAACGCGGUCGCUACAAUGGGUCUGGUGAAGAAGUAUCUCUCCUCUACUGUGCAGCGGGAGAGAGAGGAAAUCGCCGCGAACAACCGACUCAUCUCUUCUUAUCGCAAAGAUACGGAGCAGAAGAUGCAGGAGAUCGAUGAACUGGCCAACAAGCCAACGUCUUUUAGCGCUACACGUUGCUCUUCUUGUGGUGGUACGCUGGAUUUGCCGACUGUCCACUUCAUGUGCAAGCAUAGCUUUCAUCAGCGGUGCCUGGGUGUGGCGGAUGGGCAGAGCGUGGAUGAUGUGGAGUGCUCUGUUUGCUCACCGCAGAUUCAGACUGUGAGGCAGAUCAGACGAGCGCAGGAGGAGAGUGCGGGGCGGCAUGAGUUGUUCCAAGAUGCGUUGCAGAGGAGCGGGGAUAAGUUUGGUACGGUUAGUGAUUGGUUUGGACGGGGUGUUAUGGGUGUGCAGGGGGUUGUCGAGUAG